AUGGCUGAAGGAAAGGAUAACGGGAAGAAGAGAAAACCAAAUUUCAGCGAGACGGAAAAAUUAAGACUUAUUGAGGCUUACGAACAUGAGAAGGUGGUACUUAGUGCUAAAUUCUCAACUAAUGUGACAUCACGAAAAAAGCAUGAGGCAUGGCAAAGGAUUGCUGGCGCACUCAACAGCCGAAACACGUUGGUGCAUCGAACAGUUGCAGAGAUCCAAAAGAAAUGGCAACAUCUCACCAGCGCCGCUAUGAAGGAUGAGUACAGAAAACAUAGAAAGGAAAGCCAAAAGACAGGAGGAGGACCACCGCCAAACGAACCGUCAAUUAUCUCAAAGAAGAUUUACAGCCUGCUCGGGGAAGACGAUCCUUCUUUAUAUGGAAUCGAGGGUGGCAUAGACAGUAUGAAUCCUUCUACAGAAAUGGGGAAAGUACCAAUCCCAGAAAAAGGAAGUUGCAGUCGCUCCACAACUCCCACGAGCCCGGCUCCAGACACAGCAGACCUUGGCACCGCAAUAGAAUCACCCGACGACGAAAUACCUGGCCCAAGCUACAAAUCUGCCCAGUGUAGCCACGUAUCUGAAAAUAACAGAAAGAGAAAGAGAGUUGCAGAUGGUGAUGCUGACCUACUUGUUUUGCAGAAGGAGCUAUUAGUUCUAGAGAAGGAAAGAGCUACACUUGAAAUAGAGAAAUUAAAGCUUGAGAAACAAAAACUAGUUCUGGAAAUUGAAAUCUUAAACAGGAAAAAGAAUGGUCAUGGUUCUGAACAUGAAACAGACCAGAGUGAAAAUGUUGGCCGCAUGGCAACAUGGCCAACAUAUCCACCACCGAGAUACAUGAACAUGUAA
This is a messenger RNA of Lineus longissimus, 846 nucleotides long. RefSeq lists its product as uncharacterized. The record is from RefSeq and is a predicted model, not a curated record. Bases 1 to 846 code for a protein of 281 amino acids. The transcript is spliced from 3 exons. Gene Ontology annotation, cellular component: nucleus. NCBI's taxonomy places the organism in Eukaryota, Metazoa, Nemertea, Pilidiophora, Heteronemertea, Lineidae.